Messenger RNA from Dovyalis caffra, 318 nucleotides. Lineage: Eukaryota; Viridiplantae; Streptophyta; Magnoliopsida; Malpighiales; Salicaceae. The record is from the annotation of a GenBank genome assembly.
AUGGUUUUGCCCAAAAGCCACAUUCCCAAACCGAGCCUAACCCGAACUCUUUCAGUGUUUAAUCCAACAAUAUUCUCCGGUCUGGAACUUGAUGUGCCCCCUUCUCUUGAAGCCAAAGCUUCACCUUUGGAGAGCACCAUUGCAUCUGAGGAGUGUUUGAUUUCGGGAGAUGAGCUCACUACCAGCAUUUGUCACGGGAUCUUUGAAGUUGCGUCCAUUUUGAUCUUCAAGGUUGGAGCCGAAGGGGCUGUCCAUGCGAUUGGACGAUUUGUUAAAAGGCGUGGCCUGUUGUCUUGUUUUGCACAAAGACAUGUUUAG